CAACAGUGACCGUGAGAUGCAGAAGCUCAUGUUCGAAAAUAUCUAUUUUUCGUUAUAAUUUGCACGUUUAACUUUCAAUUUGAUUAAUUUGACGUAAAUUUCGUCGCACAUUUAAACUUGACACGCAACAAGUCGCUGUGGUCACACCAAUUAUCAAUUUGCAUACGCAGCACCCGCAACUGACCGCUUUCGUUUGUGCCGGUUGUCAUAAAAGAAAAAACGCCGCUUUUUUUUUUUUUGCUUGUCUACGUGCUAUUGAUUUGAUUUAUUGUAAUUGUUGAUAUUGCUUGCAAUAUGAGUCGUCGACGCGCUCACGAUACUGAGGACGAGGGCUAUGACCAUAGACGAAACAAACGGCGCCGCGUCUCCGAGAAUCAGGAGAUUGAAGAUCGCCUGGAGUCACUGAUUCUGCGCGUGGGCGAGCGCAGCACCUCGUCGGUGGAGUCGAAUCUCGAAGGUCUGGUGUCAGUGCUGGAGGCUGAUCUGGGCACUUUUCGGCUAAAGAUCCUACGCAUCCUCUCCGACUGUGCCGUGCGUAUGCCCGAGAAGUGCACAGUGUACACGACCUUGGUUGGUCUGCUCAAUGCCAAGAACUACAAGUUUGGUGGUGAGUUCGUCGACCAUAUGGUGAAAACGUUCAAGGAGUCAUUAAAGCUAUGCCGUUGGGACGCGGCACGUUACUCGCUGCGCUUCCUGGCCGAUCUGGUCAACUGUCACGUCAUCUCGGCGACAAGUCUGCUCCAGCUGCUCGACACAAUGAUAGAUGUGUCCAACGAGGACACUGUGCCACAGGUGCGUCGUGAUUGGUUCGUGUUUGCCGUCCUCUCCACACUGCCCUGGGUGGGACGUGAUCUGUACGAGAAGAAGGAGUCGGCGCUGGAAUCGUUGCUGCUGCGCAUUGAAGUGUAUUUGAACAAGCGCUCCAAGAAGCAUCACAAUGCACUGCGCGUCUGGUCAUCAGAUGCGCCACAUCCGCAGGAGGAGUACCUGGACUGUCUGUGGGCACAGAUACGCAAGCUACGCCAGGAUAACUGGGCCGAGAAGCACAUACCGCGUCCCUAUCUUGUCUUCGACUCCAUUUUGUGCGAGGCACUGCAGCACAAUCUGCCGCAGAUUACGCCGCCGCCACACCACGACUCCUUUGAGUAUCCCAUGCCGUGGGUGGUGUACCGCAUGUUUGACUACACUGACUGCCCGGAUGGACCCAAUUUGCCUGGUGCGCAUUCAAUUGAGCGCUUCUUGAUCGAGGAGCAUCUGCAUCACAUCAUUGAGACGCAUCAUCACGAGCGUAAGGAUUGCGCCGCACAGCUGCUCAACUUUCCCUUCAAACACAAGAUCCCCUUGGAAUACUGUAUUGUGGAGAUGAUAUUUGCGGAACUCUUUCACAUGCCCACGCCCCGCUAUCUGGACAUUUGUUACGGCUCCAUUCUGAUCGAGCUAUGCAAACUGCAGCCAGGCACCCUGCCCCAGGUGCUAGCCCAGGCCACUGAGAUUCUGUUCAUGCGUAUCGACUCUAUGAAUACCUCGUGCUUUGAUCGUUUUGUUAACUGGUUCAGCUAUCAUUUGAGUAACUUUAAGUUCACCUGGUCAUGGGACGAGUGGGACAGUUGCCUUUUGCUCGAUGCCGAGCAUCCACGUCCCAAGUUCAUACAGGAGGUGCUCCAGAAGUGCCUGCGAUUGUCGUACCAUCAGCGUAUUACCGAAAUGAUGCCCACAACAUAUGCGAAGCUUAUUCCGGUGACUCCUGUUCCUAACUACAAGUACUCCAACGAGGAGGCAGCCAACCUACCGGGCACCGCGGUGGCUCAUCAACUGGUGGUGGCCAUUAGACAGAAGUGCACACCAGAGGAGGUGGUCAACAUACUGAAGGAUAUACCCAGCAGUGGAUACAGUGGCGAGGAGAUGUCCGAUGGCAGUUUUAAUGCACUCAAGAUCGAUGUCUUUGUACAGACGCUGCUCAAUUUGGGUUCCAAGUCGUUCUCGCACAGCUUUGCGGCCAUCUCCAAAUUCCAUGUGGUGUUCCGCGCCUUGGCCGAGACGGAGGAGGCACAAAUCUGCAUACUGCACAACAUCUUUGAGUUGUGGUCAUCUCAUCAGCAAAUGAUGGUCGUUCUGAUCGAUAAGCUGCUCAAGCUCCAAAUUGUCGAUUGCUCGGCGGUGGCCACAUGGAUAUUCUCCAAGGAGAUGACCGGCGAGUUCACCAAAAUGUAUCUCUGGGAGAUUCUCCAUCUGACCAUCAAAAAGAUGAACAAGCAUGUCAUCAAGCUAAACACUGAGCUGAGUGAUGCCAAGGAGAAACUGUCGAAGGCAGACUCCUCCUCCAGCGACACAGAUGAGGACACACCGCACAAGCGUAAGAAGCCCAUCACUCACGCGGACAAGCCAUCCGAGGAGGUCGUGGAACGCAUGGAGGAGAAACUGGAGGCAGCCAAUGUGAAUCAAAAGCGUCUGUUCCUGAUCGUCUUUCAGCGUUUCAUAAUGAUACUGUCCGAGCAUCUGCUACGAUCCGAUACAGAUGGACGCGAUCCGGAUACGGACUGGUAUCGCUGGACCAUUGGCCGCCUGCAGCAGGUGUUUCUUAUGCAUCACGAACAGGUGCAAAAGUACAGUAGCACACUGGAGACGCUGCUAUUCACAUCAGAUCUGGACACACACAUACUGGAGGUAUUCCAACAGUUUGUCGCACUACGCGCCUAAUAACCUGAAUAACAAUAAAAAAAGGAAAGCCCCAAGGGCUCUGGCUGAGUGUUGGUCCCUGGUGCAUGAUAAAGAUGUGUAACAAGACCAACAGCAGAAGUUCAGCACCGCAGAUGUCCAGAGAUGUAGAUGGACAGCAGAUAGGCACUUGGUCAGCGUCACUUUAGUCUGAGCCUUAGUUCAGUUUUAAGUUUUAGUUUUUGUAACAUGCAUACGAGUACAUAAUUUAAAUAUAAAGGGCCAUAUCAAGCAGCCCACAUUCUACCCAACA
This is a messenger RNA of Drosophila innubila, 2968 nucleotides long. RefSeq names its product nuclear cap-binding protein subunit 1 (gene Cbp80). The record is from RefSeq and is a predicted model, not a curated record. Gene Ontology annotation, cellular component: nuclear cap binding complex; nucleus. Bases 295 to 2697 code for a protein of 800 amino acids. Gene Ontology annotation, biological process: mRNA export from nucleus; nuclear-transcribed mRNA catabolic process, nonsense-mediated decay. Gene Ontology annotation, molecular function: RNA cap binding; mRNA binding; protein binding. Lineage: Eukaryota; Metazoa; Arthropoda; Insecta; Diptera; Drosophilidae. The transcript is spliced from 7 exons.